GUGGCACACGAAAUCGAUUUCAAAGACUUCUUGAAUUUUGACAGUAGCGUCUUGGAUCUCGUCGGUUUCCAUCUUACACGGAUGCCCCUUUGGGAGUUUCUUCCAUCUCUCUUUUGCGGCUUUCCUGUCACGGGUAGCUCCUCUCUUCCUCCCGUCUGUUUGAUAUCUACGCCCGAGCCCCGUCCCCCCAUCCAUGUUUGACAAUGCCCCCGUCUGAAGACUGUCCAUCGCCCCGUAGGAUGUCACAAGCGAAUCCUCCACCGACCUUGCACGUCCGGAUGCCGUCCGAAGUUCCGACUCCCAUGGACCCCGAUGGAGACUACUAUAAACACGCCAACGGCAUCGACCACACCCACCUGGCCGUUCCCGAUUCCGGCGCCCUCAGCCCUGCCUCUUCUGGCCAUGGCGACAGGGAGAUGGGCGACAGGGAGAUGGGCGACAGGGAGAUGGGCGACAGGGAGAUGGCCAACAGAUUAAACGACGACCUCGAACUUAUGCGUGCUGAGCGCAUGGUCUCCAGACAAGUACGAGAAGACGAAUCGAGACGGUCCAGAUCCAAGAACAGGAGUACCGAGAACCUCGAGGACGUCUUUGAUACAGUUGCCGGUGCCGGUGCCACGCCAACCCCGGCCGUUACUACCGUAGCAAAGACGACAUGGCUUACCCGAACUUGGGCUCGACUGAGAAAGUUUCCACGAGUAUUGCGCUAUAUCGUCUACUCGAUUCCUCCGGCCAUUCUCAUCCUCAUCCCUAUCUUCUUGGAUCUUUUCGCCUACGACAGCCACCAAGAUGUCGGUGAAGGCCGAGGUGUUAGGCUCCUCUGGUUCGGCAUCUGGUUGGAAGUUGUCUGGCUCAGUCUGUGGGCAACAAGAGUCAUUACUUGCGUCAUGCCCUUUGUGAUAGCGUGGAUUGCCGACACCUUUGGGUCCAGCAACCACAAGAAGUGGAGGGAUAUUGGUCGUCAGCUCGAGUUGUCUACCGCCAUGUUCAUCUGGAUGCUGGUUGUUUUGGUGACCUACAAUCCCAUCCUGAAGGACCACCGAAUCGAUAACGGUGAAGAUGCGCGCGACAAGGAUUCUGCCUGGAUCUCCAUCGUGUACAAGAUCAUUCUUGCCUUCUUCAUCCUCGCGGCACUGAAUUUCGCCGAGAAGAUCUUGAUCCAGUGGAUUGCCUCCUCGUUCCACCGCCGAACUUAUUCCCUCCGCAUUCAAGAAAACGUCAUGCAGAUCGAGUGUCUCGUCGCUCUGUACACAUACGCCAAAAUUUGUCUCGAGGCGCAGGACCCGGUCUGGAACUCCAACUCGGUUGGAGGCGACUCAUCCGGGCUGCGUACCCCGAUGAAGUACAUGAAGACGAAUGCUCGGCAAGCUUGGAGCAAGGUUGGAAACGCCGCCCAUCGGUUUGCUGGCGACAUCACGGGUAGGCGCAUUCUGAAAGGAAACCAUCCCCGCAAGGUCGUCAUGGAGCUGCUUCGUUCGACCAACUCGAGUUAUACCCUAGCUCGUGUCUUCUACCGUACCUUUGUCCAACCUGGCAGAGAUACUAUCACUUUGGAAGACAUCCUGCCCGCCUUUCCUAAUCAGGAGGAAGCCGAGGCUUGCUUUGCUAUCUUCGACAAGGACUUCAACGGCGAUAUCUCCAUGGAAGAACUGGAAAUGGUCUGCAGCGAGAUCCACCUGGAGAAGAAGGCCAUUGCUGCGUCGUUGAAGGAUCUUGAUUCGGUUAUAAAGAAGCUUGACAAGGUCUUUAUGUUUAUCAUUAUCGUGAUUGUUAUCAUUGUGUUUAUCAGCGUCAUCUCCAACUCGGCUGCUGCUGCGCUGACCUCGACGGGUACCGUUAUUCUGGGUCUGUCUUGGUUGCUUCAGGCAACAGCCCAGGAGUUCCUUCAGUCCAUUCUCUUCGUCUUCGUCAAACAUCCCUUCGACGUCGGCGACCGCGUCACCAUCUACGGUAACACCGGCUCCCUGAUGCGCGGCGACGACUACUACGUCCUCGAGGUCUCGCUCCUCUACACCGAAUUCAAGAAAAUGGAAGGCCACGUCGUGCAAGCGCCCAACUCAAUCCUCAACACGCUCUUCAUCCUCAACCAGCGUCGCAGCCAAGGUUUGGCCGACCCCGUCAACCUGACGCUCCGCUUCGGCACCACCGAAACCCAAAUCGAGGAACUAAAAGCCCGCAUGCUCGACUUCUGCAUCAAGAACCAGCGCGACUACGCUCCGCGAAUCAUCUCGGAAGUAAAGACCAUCGACGAGGUUUAUAGUAUCAACAUGAACAUCAUCUUCUUCCACAAGAGCAACUUCCAAAACGAGCUGUUGAGGCUUACGAGGCACAACAAGUUCGCCGUCGAACUGAUGCACCAGAUGGACGACAUGGGCAUCCAGGGCCCCCGCCUCAUGGCACCUGGUGGAAGGCAGAAUAUGCCUAUGUAUUGGUCUCAGGUUCCUGGUGGUGACUCCCAGCCCGGUCAAAACGGGCCACAACAAUUCCAACAACCACCACUACAACAAGUCCCACCACCACCAGGCCCCUCCCCUUCCCCCUCCGAUUUCCUACGCAGACGCCGCCGCGCCGACAGCCGAGCAACGGUAGUCGAAUCAGGCGUCGACUUCCAAGACGUGUACAUGAACCGACGGCCCGAACCGUUAGGGGGGCAUGGAAUCCAUCGUCUGGCGUCGAUUAGGCAGCGUGACGAGGAGGAAGAUGAGGAGGAUGAGCACGAUGAGAAGAAGAGCCAUCAUCAUCAUCACCACCACAAUAAUGAUUCGGAAUUGGAUCAGAGGCUGGAAAAGAUGUCGAGUAGGGGCACUAGGGGGGAUAUUAGCCCCGCUGGCAGACCGAGUGGUGAUGGAAGUAUGAGCAUGACGGCGUCGGUGAGGAGGGGGAGGGUGACGAUGGGUAAUAUGUUUGGGAGGGGGAGGUCAAGGUCGGUGGUGGCGAAUAGUCAGCCACCGGGAGGGAAUCAGGUUUAGGUUUGAGUGGGAUGAUGUUAUGAAGUGAUGAGUGAUGAGUGAAUGAUCGGUUUACAAGAACCGAACUAAACAGUCUAUGACUAUGCGCCGGGAAGGGGAUGUUGAUGGGGAUCAUAA
Neurospora tetraspora is the source of this 3086-nucleotide messenger RNA. Its product is annotated as Mechanosensitive ion channel-domain-containing protein. Lineage: Eukaryota; Fungi; Ascomycota; Sordariomycetes; Sordariales; Sordariaceae. The record is from RefSeq and is a predicted model, not a curated record. Bases 204 to 2969 code for a protein of 921 amino acids. Gene Ontology annotation, molecular function: calcium ion binding; calcium channel activity. Gene Ontology annotation, biological process: calcium ion transmembrane transport; intracellular calcium ion homeostasis. Gene Ontology annotation, cellular component: membrane. The transcript is spliced from 2 exons.